Lepisosteus oculatus (spotted gar) is the source of this 972-nucleotide messenger RNA. The record is from RefSeq and is a predicted model, not a curated record. NCBI's taxonomy places the organism in Eukaryota, Metazoa, Chordata, Actinopteri, Semionotiformes, Lepisosteidae.
AUUUUCUUUGCCAAGCCAAUGAGAUCCAAACAGUAUGUGACAAUGAUGGAUCCAUUUCAACAAAAAUAUGGAAACACACUCACAAGUUUUCUUCUAAUACCUGCUUUCAUUGGAGAUAUAUUAUGGGUGGCUUGCAUUCUAAGCGCUUUAGGAGGAACAAUGAGUGUUAUACUGGACAUAUCUUCCAUUCACUCAAUCCUAAUCUCGUCUUUAGUGGCCAUAGUAUAUACACUGCUGGGAGGCCUGUACUCGGUAGCAUACACAGAUGUAAUUCAGCUAACUACCAUGUUGAUCAGUCUGGGGCUUUGUAUCCCAUUUGUAAUGAAGAAUCCAGCAUCCACAGAUAUCAGAUUCACAGCCGUUCAUGAACUGUUUCAAGCUCCCUGGAUUGGGAAACUAGAGCUGAGUGAUGCGGGAAAAUGGAUAGAUGAUCUUCUGAUUUUUGGUCUAGGAGGAGCUUGCUAUCAAGCGUUCUACCAGAGAGUGCUGUCUGCUGCAUCUCCCUGCCAAGCCCAAGUUACAUGCUUUGCUGCAGCCAUCUUUUCUGUCAUCUUGGCUGUCCCCUCUGUGCUUAUUGGAGCCACAGCAGUGUCAACGGACUGGAACCAGACGAGCUAUGGCUUACCCACACCAUUUGAGAGAGGUGAAGCCGCUAAGAUUCUCCCCAUCUCGCUGCAACACCUCUGUCCACCCUUCAUCUCCAUCGCUGGUAUUGGUGCCAUCGCAGCAGCGGUGAUGUCUUCAGUGGACUCUGCCAUGCUGUCUUCUGCCUCCCUGUUCGCACGAAACAUGUACAAGAACAUCUUGAGAAAAACGGUGAGCCUUGUUACCUGCGAUAAACAUAAGGACAGCAUCUGUAAAUUAAGUGCUGAGGCUGUUGACGUGCUCAGUACUUGUCUUUGGAACAAUGGGAUUGGGUCUGACAAUGACAACUAUGGAUUUUGGCUGUUCAGUGGCUUCUCUUUGUUCUGA